AUUGUAUCGUAUCCAAUAAGAGAUCAAUCUUGAGAUCCAACCGACGCCAAUAACCACCAUUCUUUCUUGGGACUCCGUUGCUCACGAGGACUUUUAACACGUUAGAAAAUAUCGCAUAUACCAUCAUCAUGCAGCUGCAAAUUCGUGGACAAGACACAUUUGUCAUCAAUUGUGAAGAUAAUGAGAAAGUGCAACAUAUAAAGGAAAAGAUUGCGUGUCAACAAAACAUUGAGGGAACUGAAUUUACUCUUCAUUGCUCUGGAUCAUUAUUAUCAGAUGACACUUGUGUCGGGGAACUUCCAUCAGAUGUACUUGAGUUGACUGUACCUUUAUUGGGAGGAAAGGUUCAUGGUUCCCUGGCACGUGCUGGUAAAGUGAAGGCUCAGACACCCAAGGUGGAAAAGCAAGAGAAGAGUAAAAAGAAGACUGGCCGUGCUAAGCGACGCAUCCAAUACAAUCGUAGGUUCGUCAAUGUUGUCCAAACCUUUGGACGCCGACGUGGACCGAAUGCCAAUACAAAUACAUAAUUUAACAAAAGAAGAAAUCUUUUAAUAUUACUAUAUUAUUUGUUACAGCAAAGUCAAAUAAAAUGUCAUAGAUAAAAAUAUCUUAAACAUAUAUUUUAUAAUGAAAAAUAGUCUGUAUUAGGUUAUAUUUUUUAAGUCAUAAUGCAAUACUGCUAAAAAGCAGUCUGAAUUGAGCGAAAUCUAUCAUAUAAAAAAAAAAA
Linepithema humile (Argentine ant) is the source of this 727-nucleotide messenger RNA. RefSeq names its product ubiquitin-like FUBI-ribosomal protein eS30 fusion protein. NCBI's taxonomy places the organism in Eukaryota, Metazoa, Arthropoda, Insecta, Hymenoptera, Formicidae. Gene Ontology annotation, cellular component: cytosolic small ribosomal subunit; ribosome. The record is from RefSeq and is a predicted model, not a curated record. Gene Ontology annotation, molecular function: protein binding; structural constituent of ribosome. Gene Ontology annotation, biological process: translation.